Prorocentrum cordatum is the source of this 369-nucleotide messenger RNA. The record is from the annotation of a GenBank genome assembly. Lineage: Eukaryota; Dinophyceae; Prorocentrales; Prorocentraceae.
AUGCCGUGGAUCAGCGCCACGCUGAGGUGGCAGAACACCAGGAAGAGCGGCACGUUCUUCGGCACCUCCAGCACCAUCCAGAAGUUCACCACGAUCCGCAGCACAAUGAAGGGCAGCACCAUCUUGGUCAGGCUGGUCGGCCAGCGUUUGAGGUUCCGCCGCCUGAAUCCAGAAGGCCGCCUCCACCUUGCCAUCGGAGUACUUGUGGCCCCUGUCCACCACCACGCCACCAACGAUGCGGGCCGCCACCACAUCAAGGCACUGCAUGGUGAGCUCGCGCGACAGGUCCGAUGCAGGGGCGCCGUGCUGCCACAGGAUGCACUUGACCUUGCACCCAACGUGAAGGGAGCAAGGCAUCUCCGCAGCUAG